This is a messenger RNA of Acanthocheilonema viteae, 585 nucleotides long. Lineage: Eukaryota; Metazoa; Nematoda; Chromadorea; Rhabditida; Onchocercidae. The record is from the annotation of a GenBank genome assembly.
AUGUGUAUAAUUCGGACAUCACGUAGAUCGCGUUUUUUGUUUGCUUACGUUUGCAAACGACAGAUGGAAGAAGCAGAAGUAAAAGCAACGAUGGAACAAGCUCUUUCAAUUUUUGAAAGACUUUCAUUGAAAGCAGGUGACAGUGAAGAUUCCGAAGAUAAUGGGAACAACAAAAUACUAAGGAAGUCAUCUAAAACUAUUUGCUUUUCGCAGCAACCAUCGACAGCAUCAAGCUACACUGCCCGUCUUACCAAAGAUCGUACUCGACAUCGUUACAAGCCAUAUUUAUUACCUUUAAUGAUCAAAACAACCGACACACUUAAACGCAAUUCUGUCUUGGAAAAGCUUUGGGGCAUUAAAUUAGAAGGUGAUGUCGACGAGCUACGGUUGACAUUCGCAAAACAACCAUCCAUUAUGGAAAGGAGUAAGAAUUCAAGCUGCGCAGUGGAAGCAUCACGUUAUUCACCGUGGGAUUUAGCGGACGAAGGUGUGGAUGGCGAAGUUGCGGAACUAGCGGAAUAUUUUAACCAAUUUGUUAAUAUUUGCUUAAAAAUGUCAGCUCUAGCUGAAAGCAUGUAUGCAUGA